CUUCUCCAGAAGCAGCAGACUCCAGAAGCAGCAGAAGAUGGCGCACGAGAUCUCAGACCUGGUGACUUUGUUACCGCAGACCAACCAGCUUAUUGGCUUGUUUUCCAUCAUUCGCGACGAAAACACUCCCAGAUCUGACUUUGUGUUCUACUCCGACAGAAUCAUCCGUUUGUUGGUCGAAGAGGGUUUGAAUCACUUGCCUGUGGAGCCCAAGGUUAUCAGCACUCCAACCAACGAGAAGUUCGAUGGUGUUUUGUUCUUGGGCAAGAUAUGUGGUGUCUCCAUCGUCAGAGCCGGUGAGUCCAUGGAGAAGGGUUUGAGAGACUGCUGCAGAAGUGUCAGAAUCGGCAAGAUUUUGAUCCAGAGAGACGAGGAAACAGCCCUACCAAAAUUGUUUUACGAAAAGUUGCCAACCGAUAUCGACAGCAGAUUUGUCUUUUUAUUGGACCCAAUGCUAGCAACCGGUGGCUCUGCUAUCUUAGCAACAAAAGUACUAAUCAACAGAGGUGUCAAACCAGAGAGGAUCUUCUUUUUGAAUCUAGUCGCUGCUCCAGAGGGAAUUGAGGCCUACGUCAAAGCCUUUCCCUCAAUCAAAAUCAUCACAGGUGCAAUUGACAAAGGUUUGAAUGACAAAAAAUACAUCAUUCCGGGUAUCGGUGAUUUCGGUGAUCGUUAUUACUGUAUCUAAGUGCCUCCAGCAAACUCGAUCAAAAUCUUUAUUGCAAAUUUUAUUAGUCUGCUUCUAUCAAUUUCAAUUGUAUCAAUUUCAAUUCUUAAAUGCAAUUUGAUUUUUGCUUCUACAGGCUAUAUUCAUUUUUUUAGAUUUAUUUUACUUGAUAUUCUUUUAUUAAUAUGGGACCCAUAUCACUGGAAUUUUCUCUUUUUCUUUUAAAAAUUCCUUUGUGUAAUUUUCC
Molecule: messenger RNA, 914 nt
Organism: Ascoidea rubescens DSM 1968
Lineage: Eukaryota; Fungi; Ascomycota; Saccharomycetes; Ascoideales; Ascoideaceae
Gene: FUR1
Product: uracil phosphoribosyltransferase
Exons: 1
Coding region: 38-688 (216 amino acids)
Source: RefSeq, a predicted model, not a curated record